Rhizopus microsporus ATCC 52813 is the source of this 4183-nucleotide messenger RNA. RefSeq lists its product as uncharacterized. The coding region runs from base 140 to 4183 and encodes 1347 amino acids. The transcript has 3 exons. Gene Ontology annotation, biological process: osmosensory signaling pathway via Sho1 osmosensor; fungal-type cell wall organization; establishment of cell polarity. The record is from RefSeq and is a predicted model, not a curated record. Lineage: Eukaryota; Fungi; Mucoromycota; Mucoromycetes; Mucorales; Rhizopodaceae. Gene Ontology annotation, cellular component: plasma membrane; cell surface; extracellular region. Gene Ontology annotation, molecular function: osmosensor activity.
GUUAAUUUUCAAUACGUUACUCAAAAUGUUUAUUGUGUAAAUUUCAGUCUUUUUCUUUGUGUGAGUACCUUUCUUUCCCUUUCCUUGAUCUUUUCAACCCAUUCCCUUCUUUUUUCUUUCAUUUUAUGAUUUUUGAUUUAUGAUAAAAAGGAAAAUAAAACUUUAUUUCAUUCAUUUCCUUUUAGUCGUUUUCAUUGCCCUUACAUGCAUUCAUCUCGUAGAAGCUAAUGUUCGACAACGAGAUGUUGCCAUGCCAACAAGUAUAAAUAAUGGACAUGGAUCAAUUUAUACUUUGAAAAAAAGGGCAGCGGAAGAUGAAGAAGGCAACAGUGAAGAUACAACCAAAGCGUCUGAAAAGGAAGCAAAGAAAGCUUCUGAUAAGGACAAUGAAACCAAAAAAUCCACCAAAACAAAGCCGACUUCUACUGAAAAGCACACUUCAACAGAAAAACAUACUUCGACCGAAAAGCACACUUCAACCGAAAAGCACACUUCGACUGAAAAGCACACUUCGACUGAAAAGCACACUUCGACUGAAAAGCACACUUCGACUGAAAAGCACACUUCGACUGAAAAGCCGACAAGUAGUAAGCACACUACCACUGAGAAGCCGACGACUACUGAAAAGCAUACCAAGACCAGUAAGCACGCGACUACUGAGAAACCGACAACAAGCAGUAAGCAUACUACUACCGAGAAGCACACUACAACUGAAAAGUCGACCACAAGCAGUAAGCAUACAAUUACUGAGAAGUCGACAACAACAAAAAAGCAUACAGCUACUGAAAAGUCUACGACUUCCAAACAUGAGUCAACUUCCAGUAGCACGCACAAGGAAACCAGCACUGCUACUCACAAGUCAACAGUUACUGAGAAGCCGAGCACCUCUUCCAAGAAGGAAACAACAACGACUAAAAAAGAAACAACUACAGAUAGUCCAGCUCCCACUACCCACAAGUCUACUGAGAAACCAAGUACGGCGACCCACAAGAGUACUACAACCACUGCUGAGAAAUCAACGACUACCGAACACAAGUCAACUUCUAGCACACACAAGGAAACACCUACGACUUCCUUGCAUAAAUCGUCCAGUACUACCACCGAAAAGCACACUACAACUGAUAAGCCUAGCGAGAGUCAUAGCACAAAAACAAGCACAGUAACCUCCCACAAAGAGACUACAACCAGCAGCGAGAAGGCUACGCCUACUACUCAUUCCAAGUCCCCAGUUUCCAGCAGCAAGGACGCUACAGCUACGACUCAUCAUACUACAACUAGUAGUAGCAAGGAGCCCACCACAACUCAUCACAGUAGUAGCAGUAGUAGCAGUGAAAAACCUACGCCUACCACUCACUCGACAACUGCAGUUUCUAGCAGCAAGGACUCUACCACGACUCACCGUACUACAACUAGUAGUAGUAAGGAGUCCACCACAACUCAUCACAGUAGUAGCAGUAGUAGCAGCAAAGAGCCUACACCUACCACUCACUCGGCAACUACAGUCUCUAGCAGCAAGGACUCUACAACUACAUCUAAUCAUUCCACAACCAGUAGCAGUAAAGCUCCCACUACAACGUCUCACCAUUCAACGGUCAGUAGUACCAGUAGCAGCGAAAAACCUACAUCUACCACUCAUUCUACAACCUCAAUGUCCAGCAGCAAGGAUUCUACAACCACAGAAUCACACACACGCACUAGUACAACCACUGCUACUAACGAGCCUACGACCACUGAUCGGGGAAUGCCUACUACGACUGAUAGCAGCUCUACCAGAUCUGAAACGACAUCCUCCAGCACAUCAACAAGCGGCCGUUCUACAACUACAAUAGAACCUACUGCAACAGCAACUACAACAUCGUCAGAUGAUAAUACGACCAAGAGCAGCAGUACUUCUGGUUCCACAAGCGCAGCUUCUGAUGUAACAACUUCUACGCCUACAAGCGCCACUACUGGUAGCUCAACUGUAACUGAUACCGAUACACCUACUCCUACUAUUAGUAGUAGUAAAGGACCAACGUCAACUGAUGACAGUAGCUCAUCCACUCCAACGCCAACUGAUACCGACAGUACUACAAAGGGCAUCAGUUCGACAACUACUGGCAACAGCGAGACACCUACACAAACUACUAGCACCAAGGAACCAACGUUAACUGAUAGUAGCAGUUCGUCCAGUCCCACUCCUACUAGUUCUAAUGAUAGCACUACGAAAGAUACUAGUUCAACAAUGACCAGCGCCACUGAAAGUACUACGAAAGAUACUAGCUCAACAACUGGUAGUAGCGAUACAGCCACUCCAACGUCAACCCAUGACAGCACGCCUACUCCAACGCCUACUGACAACACAACUACUGAUAGCUCAUCGACAUCAAGUGAUAAAAGCACAGAAACGCCUACUGCUACUACCAAGGGUGAAACUACUACAACCGGAGACAGUAGCUCGUCGAGCCCCACAGCUACUAUCAGCGGGGACAGUACUACCAAGGACACCAGUUCGACAACAAAGGAGACUAGCUCAACGAUGACCGGUAGUACUGAUACGCCUACACCAACUACAUCUGAUACCAGUCAAACAACUUCGAGCUCCAGUACCAAUGAAACCUCCAAGCCCACACCAGCGCCUUCUAGCUCUACACCAACGCAGACUUCUACCGAUGACAGUCGAACAAUUACAGCGACGUCAGACACCUCAUCUACCACUAGCGAUUCAUCCACUACAGAGAGUCCAUCGCCAACAACUCAUGAGUCUACCAAAACGACGAGCUCUGAAGAAACGCCUACCAGUACUGAUAGCAGCUCGACCAAGGAACCUACACCAACAACUACUGCAGACUCAACUACAAGUACAGACAGUACAAGCACUGAGACUUCUACUGGCAGUAGCAGUUCUACGGAAAAGGAAACGCCUACUGCCACUGUUACCACCAACACAAGCAGUAGUAAUGAAACUCCUAGUACACCUACUCCUACGAGCACUGAAACAAGUUCAUCUACCACUGAAUCAACAGCUACUUCUACCGAAAAGACGACAGCGACAACUGAAUCAUCUACUACGGAUACUGUAACUAAGACGGCAACUGAAAGCAGCUCUACUGAAACAUCAUCCAGCACAAAUACUGAUUCUUCAACGACUGAUAGCACAGAAACAACAACAACGACAGCUACUACUACUACUACUACUACUACUACUACUACUACUACUACUACUACUACUACUACUACUACUACUACUACUACUACUACUACUACUAGCCCAACGACCACAACAACAACAACUGAUGCAAAGAGUAGUAGUAGCAGUACAUCCACCAUGUUUGUUCCUACGUCAACUUACCGAUACCAGACGCUCUCUUGGCUGACUGCUCCUUUCAGUAUUCCACCAGCAUCCAACAGUCCAUCCCCUGCAACACCUUCUCCCACCCCUACUUCUGGUAGCAUUCCUGAGUACAUUGCACCCAAUGUAGAUGCCAUCAUUCCAUCUACAAGCUCAUAUGUUACUAUGAAAUUCUUGCGCCUGUCUUAUACUCAAAUGGUUCACGAUGCUGUGCUCACGGCUCAAUUUGUUCAAACACUGCCUGUAUACAUCAGUAAAUCACUCAACAUCUCUACCGAUGAUGUGAUUGUUGUCACUAUCACUAGUGCUCCCGCCGCAAACAAGAGAAAGAGAAGCACAGAUAGUGAUGAUGGCGUGGUCGUAUCUAUGGCUAUUCCCUCUGAUGAGGUACCUAAACUUCAAGACAUGAUCAAGAAUCACAACUCGACGCUUUACUCCCCAAGUAACGGUCAACUAGCAAGUUUGGUGGAUCCAAGCUAUUUUGUGGCUAACACCGCAACCUCUGGCAAUGUCUCCAGUCGUCAAAGCGUCGAUGACCCCAAUAGUCCCACCAGUUCAUCAAGUUCAGGAGGUGGUCUUUCCAAGGGUGCGCUCAUCGGUAUCUGUGUCUCUGUGGGUAUUAUUGUGUAUGCUGCAGCUACUGUGGUCGUUUACAAGGUCUAUCAACGAAAGAAGGCAGCCAAAGAACAGCAAGCGAUGGCAGAGCAUGAGAUUUUUGCACAGAGUAUCUCGGAACCUAUCAUGCAGGAUAACUCACUGGGAUGGAAUAAUUCACACAUGAUUCCCCAACCACCACAUCUUGCUCAGUACCGUCACUAUGGUAACGCAAGUGGAAGUAAUCACCAGUGGUAA